Molecule: messenger RNA, 4446 nt
Organism: Pogoniulus pusillus (Red-fronted tinkerbird)
Lineage: Eukaryota; Metazoa; Chordata; Aves; Piciformes; Lybiidae
Gene: ORAI2
Product: ORAI calcium release-activated calcium modulator 2
Exons: 3
Coding region: 1783-2556 (257 amino acids)
Biological process (GO): store-operated calcium entry
Cellular component (GO): membrane
Molecular function (GO): store-operated calcium channel activity
Source: RefSeq, a predicted model, not a curated record
GCGUCCUGUGCAGUGGCUGCCCGAGGUCCUGGGUCCCUGCAGUGGCAUAACGGGCUCCAUCCUGCCCGGGGCACUAGGUCCCGCCCUGUGGAGUAACAGUCUCCAUCCUACCCCGGGAGUUGGGUCCCGUCCUGUACAGCAAUGGGCUCCAUCCUGCCCGGGUGUUUGGGAUGUGGGGGUUCAUGCUGCAUAGGAGUGCUCCUGGAGGAGGGGGUGCUCAUCCUGCCCGGGGUGCUGGGGCUGGAGAGGAGAACUGCUCUUACCAGGCCUGGAUGGGGCUUGCCCUGCUUGGAGUUGGGGAUGCAUCCUGCCCUGGUGGGGAGAAUUCCCAGCCUGAGGUGCUGGGGCUGCGUUGGAAGGGUCCUCUGUGAGCAGGGAAAGGGUCCUGUCCUGCCCGGCGGUGCUGUGGCCCUCCUCUGGAAGGCAGAGAGUGGUCAGCUCUCAGGGGUCCUAUCCUGACCCGGGGGAUCUCACAGAGGGGACACUGCCAGUCUGCAAGGCAGGGCAGCCCCCGGUCCUCAUCUGGUGCUGUUGUAAGAGGGAUCCCAGCUGUGGGGAGGGAGCGAGGGGGGUCCCAUCCUGCCUGGGGAGGCGCAGGGGACCCUCGGUGUGCUGGAGCUCCCAGGCAGGGUCCUGGCUGGAGAGGAUCGUGUCCCGAGGGUGCUUUUGGAGGGGAGAUGCUCACAAUGGGGUCAAAUCCUGCCUGGGCUGUGCUGAUGCUGCCUGGGAAAGAGGAGGGGAAAUCCUGCGCUCAGGGAAUGAGUAGGCUCUUGGCUGUGGUGGUGAGGAAAGGGGCAGGGGUCACAUCCUGCUCAGGGGUGAUCCCCAGCUUGAGGUGUGCUGCUGUGGAGGUGUUCACAGCCGCUUGGGGUAGGGUCCUGCUGGGGUAGUGGUGUGGUUGUGAGCACUGGGCUGGGUGAUCACAGAGGUCUCUCCCAAGCCCAGCAGUUCUGCCUGGGUGCUGAGGUACGCAGGGGUGCUGCUGGGGGAGGUCCCAAGCCAGAAGAGCCCCUGGGAGGGAACUGCCUGUAGCAGAGAGGGCCUGAGCUUGCUGCAGAGGGGUGAGCAGUGGGGCAUGGGCUUAGGCUGAGCCGCAGCCUGCAGGGUCUGGCACUGUACUGGGCAGAAGGGUGCUGGUACCAGCACACUGCCCAGCCUGGGGUGUGGGGCAGAAGCCUGGGGCCAAGGUGGGUCCCAGCAUCCCAAAGCCAGGCAGAGGAGCGGUGGCAGCGCUCCGGGGGUGCUGCUUCAGGGCAGGCUGGCAGCGGGAGGGGGAGCCGCAACUCUGGGUCUGUCUGCUUGUUCCCUGCUCCGAAGAAGACCCCCAGCGGGGGCUUGCAGCUGCGGGGGGGCAGGGUGAAGGUGCUCCAGCCCAGGACAGCCUCUGAGUGGGGUGGCGAUGGCAGAGAGCUCCCUUUGCCGUGCGGGGGAAGGCAGCCAAGGCGUGGCCGGGGCGGCCUUGGCUGCAGCUGCCUGCUAGGCGCAGGGCUCCUGGGCAAGUCUCAAUCCUCCACCCAAAAGAUGACAGCCCCGGGGGGUAGAACCCUGUAGAAGAGUUAUUUCUGCAAAAGCAAACAUCCUAAACCUUGAACACUGCGAGGCAGGAAGGUGAAACCUGCAGAAGACCUCAGUCCUGGUGCAGAGAGCUGCCCGGGAAGCGUUCCCAGAGGAAAACCCCUGGAUCCACAGGCGUGUGAAAUGCUCCUCCGGUCUUGUGUUUCAGCCCUUGGAGCCCUCCAGCCAGACCCUCCAUGUCCAUAGCCAGCAAGCACCUCUCCCACCAUGACGUCUGAGCUCAACGUGCCGGUGGAUCCCUCCACCCCUGCCUGCUGCUCCGAGCCCGGCACCAAGGGCAUGGAUUACCGGGACUGGGUCCGCCGCAGCUACCUGGAGCUGGUCACCUCCAACCACCACUCCGUGCAGGCCCUCUCCUGGAGGAAGCUCUACCUGAGCCGAGCCAAGCUGAAGGCUUCCAGCAGAACCUCUGCUCUGCUCUCUGGGUUUGCAAUGGUUGCCAUGGUGGAGGUGCAGCUGGAGGUGCAGUACAAAUACCCCCAGAUGCUGCUGAUCGCUUUCAGCGCCUGCACCACGGUGCUGGUGGCCGUGCACCUCUUUGCCCUCCUCAUCAGCACCUGCAUCCUGCCCAACGUGGAGGCUGUCAGCAACAUCCACAACCUCAACUCCAUCAGCGAGUCCCCCCACGAGCGCAUGCACCCCUACAUCGAGCUGGCCUGGGGCUUCUCCACCGUGCUGGGCAUCCUGCUCUUCCUGGCCGAAGUGGUGCUGCUCUGCUGGAUCAAAUUCCUGCCCGUGGGCUCCAUCCUGAAGAACGAGACCAGCAGCGUGGAGAAGCCCAGCGGGCACGCGGGCUGGCAGUCAGCCCUGGUCUCCACCAUCAUCAUGGUGCCCGUGGGGCUGAUCUUUGUGGUCUUCACCAUCCACUUCUACCGCUCGCUGGUGCGGCACAAAACGGAGCGGCACAACCGGGAGAUCGAGGAGCUCCACAAACUGAAAGUGCAGCUGGAUGGGCACGACAGAGGCAUGCAGGUGGUGUGACAGAGGGGCAGAGCCUGCUGCCAAGGUCUGCUCAGCCCCCAGAAAACCAUAACCCCCCUUCUGCUUGUGGGUGAGAUGCACCAGUGAUGGAUUGUCUUGAGGCUUAACCAUGUAACCGCUCCUUGCCUGCCGUGCCGCGCUGCGGGUUUGCUGUUUCAGGUGCUGGGGCUGCUGGCCUGUGUCUGAUCCUGCACAUCUGUCAACUUAAGGUGACACUGCCACGGGGUUUGAGGGCAAAACAGUUACCUUCACAUUGGGUCAAGGUAGCCAAACCAAACCAAACCUAACCUGGGUUUUGUACAACUUGCCGAGAGCCGAAGCGCUUCAACUGUCCAUAGCGCUGCGUGUGCAGGACCUGCCUUAGCCGCAGCACUCCCUGGCUGCCAGGGCAGCAGCUCAUGCAUGGAGCUGAACUGGCUCAUGUGGCUCUCUCCAGCUGACCUGAGGACAUCCAGGACAGCACAAGAGAAGCUGUGAGUGUUGGAUCACCUUUGCUCCAGAGCAAGUAUUCCCAUCAAGACAUAACCAGGAAGAAAUCAGCCUCAGCUUUGCUCUUCUUCCCUCGCUGCUCCUUCCUUUCCUUCCCCCAGCUCAGGAGGCAGAAUGUCAGGCUGGCAGGAGGCAGAAUGUCAGGCUGGCAGGAGGCUGGGAACUUCUGUCACACUUUCUUCAGCAGCAUCUGGCACUUGAGCUUGAAGGAAUGCCAAGAUCAUGGGGGGGGGGGGGGGGAGGUCUUUUCUCCCCAGAGUGCCCAGGGAAGGCUUGCAGGUGGUUUAGUUUUAACAAGGACAUUCUUAAAGUGGAACAGUGGCAGCGACUUGUAAUGAGGCAAAGCUCUGAGGGACUGGAAGCAGAAGUUUGCAGAGGUGAGGGGUGGCUGGCAGCACGUUGUGGAAGUCUGUCUCGACGUCAUCUUCAUUCCCCUGCUCCUUGUCCUGUCUUUUGCCCAGUCUGCUGGAGAGAACAAACCCCAGCCCUGCCUGUUGCAUUUGGUUUGGCUCUCUUUGGUCAGCUGCAGCAUUUGUCUGUCCAAACCAAAUGCAUCCUCCCUCCACCGGGGCGGGCAGCUCCUCUGGUGGAACCUGGAGCUGCCAGGGAGAGUCUGACAGAGCUGGCUGCAGCUGUGUGCCCCUGAGGAGCCACCACCUUCCACUUGGCAGCAGCAGCAGAGGAGGUGCCGCUGGCCAUGCCUGCCUGGCUUGCCGCGGGGAGCUUGGAGCGGCUGCAGGGAUGCUCUGCCGAGCGCUGGUGGCUUUGUGGAGGGCAAAGAGUGCUUUGCAGUCACCAGCCCUUGGGAGGGACAGCCACACAUGAGCACAGCGUCCUGCCCUCACCCUGCCCUCUCCUGCUCUGACCUCGGCGUUGCCAUUUGGGAGCCUCCCAGGCUGUAAGGGCUUCUGGGGCCACGAAGAGUGUUUGUCGUCUUCUGUGUGACCCUGCUCCCUGCUUGCCCUGGGGUUUGAGAGCUCCCACGGCAGCGAGUUCCGUGUCAGCCUGCCAGGAGGGAGGGAGCACACAGCUCCCAGUGCAGCUGGGCAGGGACAGUCCCUUCCAUUGCUCUCUGCCGGAGGGGCCGCGGGAGGGCAGCUCCCAUGCCUUUGGUUUACAGGCGAGCCUGAGCCUCGCCCAGCAAGCUGCUUGGUGCCCUCCCUGUGGCUUUCAUCUGCUCUUCUCCCUGCAGCUGGCAUGUCCCAUCCCGGCUGAUGGCAGCACAGAAAGGCCUCUCUGCCUGCUGCAGCAGCAGGCUGCACUUCUGCACCGUGCAGCUGAACCAACCCAGGAGAGUCCCCUGCAGGCGGCCAGGCAGGAGCCUCCCCGCGUCGCCCCGGGAGCCUGCCCUCUUCUCCCUCCUUUUUACCCUAAUAAAAACGAAAGGUUUACACAACAAAA